CGAGCGGGCCCCGGCGGCCCCCGGCUCGGUGCGCUCUCGCCUCCCCGGGCCCGGGGCUGGGCGAGCCGCCUCCGCCUGGGCGCGAGCAGGAGCCGAGGCCGAGGGCCGGAGGUAGCGGCGGCGGCGGCGGGAGCGCCGGGCUCAGAGCCCCCGUCCCCGGCCGUGCGAGGACAAAGCGCCCCCGGCAGCCGCCGCCACCGCGGCCUCCGCCUCGCUGCGCCGCACAAAGGGCGCGUCGCGACACGCUCCCAUCCCCCUCCCAGCUCGGGGUGGCCCCCGGCCCCGGGUGGCGGCGGGGAGGAGGGGGAAGCCGCGGCCACGCCGCCCUCGUCCCCUCCCUCGGGGCCGCGCGAGCGCACCGCCCCCGCCCCGGCUGCCCGUCCUCCGGGGGAGGGGUCGGGGGGCGCGGCGCCCCACAUAACACUCCCCCUCCUGCGCUCGGAGCCACCCCUGUCCCCUCCCUCCUGCAAACACCGCCGCCUCCUCUGCCAACGCCGCCACCUCGCCCGACGCUCCGCAGCUCGCCGCGGCCGGGGGGCGGUGCGCGGAGCGGGCGCGCCGGCUGCGCCAGAUGUGCAGUCCCCGCCGCCGCCAGUGACCCCGCCGCAGCCCGAGCGGGAUCGGGCCGCCUCCCCCAUGCUGCGGGGGCGACCUUGAGCGCACCCCGGCUUCCCUCGGCUGGGACCCCGGCACCCCGAGCGCAGUGCCCGGUCCUGUCCUCUCCAGCCCGGCUCGCCCCGCAUUGGGACAUGGAAGGGGCCGCUGCGCCCGCGGAGGGGGACGGCCCCGACUUGGGGCGGGGGGCGCCCGCCUCUCGCUCGGAGGCGGUGGCGGGGGCGACGGCAGCCCCCGUGGCGGCGGCGGCCCCGGAGCCCAGGAAGCCGCACGGGGUGAAGCGGCAUCACCACAAGCACAACUUGAAGCACCGCUACGAGCUGCAGGAGACCCUGGGCAAAGGCACCUACGGCAAAGUCAAGAGGGCCACCGAGAGGUUUUCGGGCCGAGUGGUUGCUAUAAAAUCCAUCCGUAAGGACAAAAUUAAGGAUGAACAAGACAUGGUUCACAUCAGACGAGAGAUUGAGAUCAUGUCAUCCCUCAACCAUCCUCAUAUCAUCAGUAUUUAUGAAGUGUUUGAGAACAAAGAUAAGAUUGUAAUCAUCAUGGAAUAUGCGAGCAAAGGCGAGCUGUACGAUUACAUCAGCGAGCGGAGACGCCUGAGCGAGCGCGAGACCAGACACUUCUUCCGGCAGAUUGUGUCCGCCGUGCACUAUUGUCACAAGAAUGGUGUGGUCCACCGGGACUUGAAGCUGGAAAAUAUACUGCUCGAUGACAACUGCAAUAUUAAGAUUGCUGACUUUGGGCUUUCCAACCUGUACCAGAAGGACAAGUUCUUGCAAACAUUUUGCGGGAGCCCACUCUACGCGUCUCCUGAAAUUGUCAAUGGGAGACCUUACCGAGGGCCAGAGGUGGACAGCUGGGCCCUGGGCGUGCUGCUUUACACUCUCAUUUAUGGAACAAUGCCCUUCGAUGGUUUCGAUCACAAAAACCUCAUUCGGCAGAUCAGCAGCGGAGAGUACCGGGAGCCCACGCAGCCCUCAGAUGCUCGAGGACUCAUUCGGUGGAUGCUGAUGGUGAACCCUGAUCGCCGGGCCACCAUUGAGGACAUUGCCAACCACUGGUGGGUGAACUGGGGCUACAAGACCAGCGUCUGUGACUGCGAUGCCCUUCACGACUCCGAGUCCCCGCUGUUGGCACGGAUCAUCGACUGGCACCACCGUUCCACUGGGCUGCAGGCUGAGGCCGAAGCCAAAAUUAAGGGCCUGGCCAAACCUGGGGCCUCUGAGGUCAUGCUGGAGCGACAGCGGUCACUGAAGAAGUCCAAGAAAGAGAAUGACUUUGCCCAGUCUGGCCAGGACUCAGUGCAGGAAAGCCCAUCCAAGUUAAGUUCCAAGAGGCCCAAGGGGAUCCUGAAGAAACGAAGUAACAGUGAACAUCGCUCUCACAGCACCGGCUUCAUUGAAGGCGUCGUGGGUCCUGCCUUACCAUCUGCUUUCAAGAUGGACCAGGACUUGUGCCGGACUGGUGCACCCCUCCCGAGCUCCGCCGAUGCAGAGGUGCCGGUAAAACUCAGUCCCAAACAGUCGGCCACCAUGCCCAAGAAAGGCAUCUUGAAAAAGACCCAGCAGAGAGAAUCGGGUUACUACUCGUCCCCAGAACGCAGUGAGUCUUCCGAGCUGUUGGACAGUAACGACGGGAUGGGCAGCAGCAUCCCUUCCCCCAGCCCCCCAGACCCAGCCCGGGUGACCUCCCACAGCCUCUCCUGCCGGAGGAAGGGCAUCUUGAAACACAGCGGCAAGUACUCAGCGGGCACCAUGGACCCGGCCCUCGUCAGCUCCGAGAUGCCCACACUGGGAUCCUUGUCAGAGCCCGGUGUCCCCACCGAGGGCCUCUCCCGGAGCUACAGCCGUCCUUCCAGUGUCAUCAGCGAUGACAGUAUCCUGUCCAGCGACUCCUUCGACUUGCUGGAUUUGCAGGAGAAUUGCCCUGCCCGCCAGCGCAUCCGCAGCUGCGUCUCUGCCGAAAACUUCCUCCAGAUCCAGGACUUUGAGGGGCUCCAGAACCGGCCCCGGCCCCAGUACCUUAAACGGUACCGGAACCGGCUGGCAGACAGCAGCUUCUCCCUCCUCACGGACAUGGAUGACGUGACUCAGGUGUACAAGAAAGCGCUGGAGAUCUGCAGCAAGCUCAACUAGCUGUCUGGAGCGCAGGGGUGGGGCGGGCGGGCACCUUGGAGGAAGGAGAGCAAGACUUAUGCCGACAGGCUGUUUACCUCUUUGCUGGCCAUGAGGAUAGACUGAAAAAGGAUUGGUGCCAUCUCGCUUGGCCAAUUUUGCAGCCUUGAGCCAGCGCCUAAAAGGGAGAAUGGGCUCUCUGCCAGUUCUACUGCCAGUCAGAAUUUGGGUCCUAAUUGGCAUUUGCUUAUGGCACCUCCUAGAGGACCACCUGUCCAGGAGGGUGGUGUUGGCCAGCACUUAGUUGGGGGAGGAAACAUGGGAGAGGAAGCAUUUCCCUAGAUGUUAUGCAAGUGCUUCUGGGGGAGGGGUGAGAGUGGCUGCGGCCAUCUGCUUUGGGUGGGCCCUAGGAGCUUGCUCCUUUUCUCCUCACAUUAGCAAGCUUGGCCUGACUGCAUGGAGCUGGCAAGUAGAUGUCAGCAACCUGAGGUUGCAUCGAUGCUCAAUUGAUAGUGUCUGCUGGGUGUCCUGGUGUGAGUAGCCCAGGCAUGUCAGGAAGGAGUGCUGUGAUUGAAUAGUACUGUCUGCCAUGGGAAUGGGAAGGGAGGUCAUAGCCCUCAUGCCAGGUCAUCUUUGACCUGGCUAAGCCCUGGGAAUCAAGUUAAGGCAUCCUGUGAGAUCUACAUUUGUGCCACUGGUGUGGCAUUUGUCAGUUUGCUACUCUAUCUUGAAUGAAAGACAGGGCCUUGGUCAGAGAGAGAAUGCGCUGAACCCUGCUGAGGACAUAGGGUCAGCCCAUGGUGAUAUUUUGGCUCCUUGCUGUCCACCUCCUCUUUCUUCAUGUCCACCGUGCUCUUUAGCACAACCUCCUGAGGGUGGACAAAGCAAAGGACGGUGGUUUCAGAGGUCGAAACUGUUGUGUGUGACAGAGCACAGAGCACAAGACCUUCUGUGGUCUUUGCACAGAUGGCUGGAGGUUGAUGCACAACGGCAAGGGGCAACUUGUCACUUUCUUUAAUGUCUCAAUAUUAACUGGAAUGCUGCCUCUUGGGUUCUCACCUGCAUGAAGGCUUGAAUUGGAUGUGAUACUGUCCAUCAUCUCCAAAGGAUUGCCUGUCUCAGCCAUCAGCCCCGUUCACUAAGAGCAAAUGGUUUCCCUGUCCACCUAGUGUAGAAUCCUCAGAGGUAGGUGAGUUUGCCUCUAGGGAGUUAGUGUGUAGGGGGGAUAUCUGGAUGAGGAAAGACAGGCAGAAGGUGACUUUUCCCCAAAUAUAAGUGUUCUUUGUCAUGGUUUUGACUUUGACAUGAACUCCUGGGCUUUAGGGAAAAGGAAAGUUCCAUUCAUUUAAAUGACUAAGGUGUUUGGAAGAGCUGAGUGGGUUGGGAAGAAGCUUAUAAGAGAGGGGACAUUUCCUCAGAAGUCCUGCAGGUGGUUCUGGAGAAGGCAGAAAAGAGAUGUGUCAGGACUCUUAUCUUAAAAACGCAAAGAACUAGGUGUGUAAUUUCUAAACACUCAGAUUACAGGUGACAAGAUGUCACUCCCACAUGGGACAUCUUCAGGAUACUGGGCUUGGAAUUAAUGGUGUCUUUGGGAUGACUUCUGAUUCUACUGUCCUGGGCAAAUCAAAAUCCUUAUUUCAAGAUGGUUGACCACUCAUAGGCACGUCGAGAGAUUGGAGGACUGGUUUUGGGGAUAUCUUUGGAAAAACCAACAAGCAAUAGUCCAUAGGGAGAUGAGAAAGAAUUCAUUUUACAGCACUGGGUUAAUUAGAAUGAGAUUGCCGUUUCCUCAAGGAGGAGGUUCUGUUUCUCCCCAUGCCACCAGCACUGCUGAUUUGGCUUGAGUGUUCCUUCAGGUGGAGCUGAGCAGUGGUUUAUGGGAGCUGCCCAGUUUCCUUUCAUUCAAUUCCACCUCCUUCCUGAACUCCAACAGAGGUGAAAAGGGAAAAAAAAUCUGCAGAUAGCAAAUUGUGUGUGGGGGUGUGGGGGUGCACAGAGAGCAGCUGGCAGCCUCUGUGCCCCCUACUUCCUGCCUCAUUUUGUGCAGCCUUUUCUGAGCAGCCUAUACUGCCACACUGCUGGCCCCUCGCGCAUGGCAGCUGGCCACGUUGGUAGCUGUCAGGACGUAUAACGUCCAUCUAUUAACCAAUUUUUCCUUUUGCCAGGUGAUUAUGUCUGUUUGGUAUUUUCCAUCAUUCUAAUCUUUAAGUAAAAGUGAAACUAUUAAGGAAAAUCAUUCUACUCCCUUCUCUCUCCCUAAAAACACCUGUCUAUCCUCUUUUUGUCAACAAACUCAGACAGUGGAUUGUGGCACAGAAAGUCCUCCACUCAGAGGCUGAUACUCAGUUGAGUCCCAGUCUGCUGUGAAGUCGCUGGUGGUCUUAGGCACCUGAAGUGUUUUCAGGGCUAAGUUUUCCUUUCAUUGAGCGCUGAAGGGGUAGAUUAGCAGGUCUCUCAGGCUCUGCUCAGUUCCGACAUUCUGCUGACAUCCUCUGGUUCUAGAUCUGAUGCUGACUGUCCUUUCAAGGAAAAACUUGGAAUAGAAGGAAAGGCCCUUUCACAGCAGCUCCCUCUGCUUCCUGAUUAAGUCCUGUCAUCCGUACCAGCCAAUCCCCUGCCAAGGAAGUUAUGCUUGAUUCAUUUCCAUGGAAUUACAAGUGAGAGACACUUUUAUGAUCUGGUGGACAGAGCAGGAGAUUCUAUGUCGGCUCUCCUGGUCCUUUCCUUGUCCCUGUGGGCCUUUCAGCGUCUCAGUUUACACAUCUGCCAAAGGGGUAGAAUUAUACUUCUUUUUACAGGUAAAUUUCAAGGCACGAUCAGUUUUCAGGAAGUGCUUCAAGACCCCAGGCGAAAAUGAAAAUGCUAAGUACCCUCUGAAUUUCCAUCCCUGUUACCAGGUGCUGCUUCUUCAAAUGUGGGGAGCACUUUUCAGGGUGAAAUUCAGGCGAGUUUUGCCCAGGCCUACUGUCUUGAGUACAAAUGUGAAUGAUCGACUGACUGCUUGUUGCCAAACUGGAAAUGUUCUGUAGGGAUUUACUGGCAUGGUAUCAUUCCUAGAAGAAAAAAAAAAGAGAGAGAGAAACUUGACUGCACAUUUUUAAAAUAUCCAUGUUGUGAUUUUUAAUUUAAUUUCUAUUUUUUUUUUUUUUGGUAAUAAAAAGUUGACUUUUUUAUUUGAAUUUGUCUUUUUUAUUUAUUGGUCUGAAAGGCAUUUCAAAGGUAUUAUAAUAAUAUAUUGGUGUAAUUUAAUUGGUGCAACAUGCUUUAUGGCUCCAGUCAAAAUUGGUUUUCGCUCAUUUGAUUGGUUUGAGCCCAGAACAUCCUACAGGGGAAAAAAAAAAAAGCUGGAUAACCACCCAAAGUGUUUGUAUUUUCAUUGGAAACUGUUUUUUGUUUCAUUUUGUUUUUGUUUUUUUUGUUUCUGUUUUUAUUUUUAAAUUAAAUAAAUUGCAAUGAACUGAA
Cynocephalus volans (Philippine flying lemur) is the source of this 6194-nucleotide messenger RNA. It is a transcript of the gene NUAK1, whose product is annotated as NUAK family kinase 1. Bases 750 to 2753 code for a protein of 667 amino acids. The transcript has 7 exons. Lineage: Eukaryota; Metazoa; Chordata; Mammalia; Dermoptera; Cynocephalidae. Gene Ontology annotation, biological process: protein phosphorylation; intracellular signal transduction. Gene Ontology annotation, molecular function: protein serine/threonine kinase activity; ATP binding. The record is from RefSeq and is a predicted model, not a curated record. Gene Ontology annotation, cellular component: cytoplasm.